Messenger RNA from Pyrus x bretschneideri (Chinese white pear), 1958 nucleotides. Its product is annotated as F-box/FBD/LRR-repeat protein At5g56420. The transcript has 4 exons. Bases 297 to 1745 code for a protein of 482 amino acids. The record is from RefSeq and is a predicted model, not a curated record. Lineage: Eukaryota; Viridiplantae; Streptophyta; Magnoliopsida; Rosales; Rosaceae. Gene Ontology annotation, molecular function: protein binding.
UAUCUCCGUGUUUUUAUACCCUUGGUAUUUCCGUCAUAAUUGAUAUAUAAUACUUUGCUAGUCAUGAUCAACACUUCAAGGAGAAAAUAAGUGCCCAACUUUUCAUCUUCUUUUCUCUUCAAGUUGUUUCUCAGCAACUAAACAAGGUUUAUCGACUGUCCAAUGCCAUAAAACUAGAUCUAGAGCCAUAUCAGUUCGGAUGCUAGAAAAACUAAAAAGCAUUGCGCCAAGUCUUAUAUAGUGUCAUCUAUUCAACGUAUUAUGUACGUUUUUUCAGCAAACGUAUCAUUUUGUAAAUGGGUACCAACUCAAAGUCAAAGCUUCCCAAUGCAUGCAAUGGAGAUAGGAUCAGUAGUUUACCAAAUGAAAUUCUUUGCCGCAUCCUUUCCCUCCUUCCAACAAAAGAAGCUGUAAAGACCAGUGUUUUAUCACCGAGAUGGAGGUUUGUGUGGGCUCCUAUUCCCACUCUAGACCUUUGUGAUAAGAGCUCGCAAAGAGCAUUGAAUUCAGUUGGCCCCAGUUUCGCUGAGUUUGUGGGUCGUCGCCUCUUCACUCAUAGAUUCCACCGAGAUCGUGGUUUUGCGGAGUUUGUGGAUCGUGCACUCGUCAUUCGUGGCUCAUCUGACAUUCAUACAUUCCGUCUCUCUUGUACUGGAGUGGAGAAUUAUCCUAGUGUUGAAGCUUGGAUUUGCACUGCCAUUAGGCUUAAGGUUGUUGAACUCGAACUUGUUCUUCAUUCUUUAAGCUACCCGUUUGAGUUGCCCGAUAACCUUCUCACGUGCAAGACAUUGGUGGUUUUGAAGCUUUGGCUGGAAUCGAAUGUUACCUUUACUCCUACUUCAGGUUGUUUCCCAAAUCUGAAGUUCUUCCAUGCCAGAAUCCGCAAUCCUGAUGCUGACUCAAUGGAGACGCUCUUUUAUUCUUGCCCUGCACUCGAAGAUUUAAUCAUAGAUGGACUUGUUGCAGUUCGUAAAGUUUUGAACUUUAAUAUCUCUGCACCUAAACUGAAAAGACUCAAAAUAUAUUUGGUCAAAGACGAACCGUGGGAAGAAACUGGGUCCAAUAUUUCUUUCGAAGUCAAUGCUCCAAAUCUUGAAACUUUUGAUCUCGAGGAAGACUUUUUUGCAAACUAUUACCUCAAUGCAAAUCUACCGAGCAAAGUAAACAUUAAUCUCGAAUAUGUGCACAAGUCUGGGCACGAUGACUAUGAACUUGGUUGGGAUUACCGUCUGCAGAAGCUUUUUGCCGGAAUUAUCAAUGUGAAAUUUCUGUCACUUUCAGCUCCAAUUUUUGGGGAUCCUGGCUGUUACACUGAAGAUAAUUUCCCUUUCCCUAAACUGAAUCGUUUGAACCACUUGGAGUUACUUCUUGACACUUGCUGCAACUGGAAAGCUCUCAUAGAUCUGCUCAAUAUGUCGCCCCAUCUGGAAUAUCUUGAUUUCACAACUAACAAGAAAUGUAAGGCGGAUCAUCCCUUGGAGGACUCGGUACGUGAAUGGGUUUCACCUGAGUUUGUGCCUGUUUGCUUGUCGUCAUACUUGAAGACUAUAUCCAUACAGGGAAUCGAGGGGCGGCAUGAUGAGAUGGAAGUGACAAAGUACUUGUUGAAGCACGGUGAAGUCCUGGAUAAGGUGACAUUUUAUACGAGUGCCGUUCGUGCAGAUCACAAGAUGAAGCUAUGUCAAGAUAUUUCAAUGUUCUCAAAGGGUUCGAUGACUUGUCAAAUUGAUUUCCUGGAGAAAUGACAUCUAGGUUUUUAUAUGAUUCCAUUUUCGAGGAAUGGGUCCUUUGCCUUUCUUUGUUGUAAACCAUGAAUUUAUCUGCACCUGUUUUCAACUUUCUUUAUGUUUUCUGUUUAGCAUCGUUAAUUUUGGAGGACUAAUAUUUUGGGAACAUAUUUGCCGUUAACUUAGGAGACAAUAUCUAUUUUCGUCAUGCACUUAUGCGAUGUUUCGCCA